Orussus abietinus is the source of this 3898-nucleotide messenger RNA. RefSeq names its product nucleolar protein 6 (gene Mat89Ba). Gene Ontology annotation, biological process: tRNA export from nucleus; rRNA processing. Lineage: Eukaryota; Metazoa; Arthropoda; Insecta; Hymenoptera; Orussidae. The transcript has 11 exons. Bases 346 to 3807 code for a protein of 1153 amino acids. Gene Ontology annotation, cellular component: small-subunit processome; CURI complex; UTP-C complex. The record is from RefSeq and is a predicted model, not a curated record.
UUGAUAUUCGGUGGUAAAUUGUUGAAGCAUCUAAUCGUGAAAAGUUAUAUUUAUUUUCAAAUGAAGGUACAUGUAAAUAUUAGAUUAUAAAAAAAAUAAUAUAAUUCCAGACUAAAGGAACUGGAAACAUUUAUGAUCUACAGUCUAAUAAAAAAAUUGUAUGUAAAUACUUUUUGAAAAGGAAGCACGUGGUUUCAUAUAUUUCUCAUAGUGUUAUUUGUAUUCAUUAAUUUAAUUAAUUUUUACCUGAUAAUGACUAUAAUUAUAAUUAAUGGAGAAAAUCAUUAAAUAUUAAUGCUUCUCACUUAAGCUGUCAAAUAAAAAUCGACGUUAAUCGUGGACAUUAUGAGACACAAUAAGGAAAAUAUUGUUUUUUCUGACGAUGAUAUUGUAAGUUCAAGAGGAGAUCGUAAUGCAGUUGAAACCGAUGAAUUUAAUGAGGAUGUGGAGCCACAUGAUAUUUGCAAAAGACACAUGAACAAUAAACGAAAAUUAUCAGGUGAUACUGAAGUUAUAUCAAGGAAGAAGGGGAAAGUUGAUAAAGACUUGUACAAACCACCAACAGUGGAAGAAUUAAACCAACUUAAGGAAACAGAAAAUUUGUAUCAUUCAAAUUUAUUCAGACUUCAAAUUGAAGAGAUUCUAAACGAAGUUAAAGUUAAAGAAAAAUAUAAGGUUUUAUUUGAGACUUGGUUUACAAAAUUGAAGCAAACAAUUGAAUCGAUUGAAGAAACUGAAGAAUAUAAGUUAUCAAACGAAAAACCACUGGGCAAUUUAGAUGUAGAAAUUCCACUUGGAAUUACUUUGAAAGAUGUACGAGGAUUCUAUAGAUUUUUAAGACCAUCAAACAUCAGCCUUGUUGGAUCGUAUGCACUUGGAACAAUGAUAGGCCCACGCAUUACAGUAGAUGUGAUGAUUGAAAUGCCUGCUAAACUGUUUCAAAAAUCUGAUUGUCAAAAUUAUAAAUACUGCAGGAAAAGAGCCAUAUACUUGGCAUAUAUUGCUUCAAAUAUACAAUGUGAUAUUGCAGAAAGCAAAACAUUUUUACACUUAGGCGACAAUAGGAAACCAAUUUUGAAGAUUAUUCCAUCUGGGAAAUUAGGACAAAAAGUCACUGUUUAUUUGCACGUAGUUCCUGAAGAAAGCAGUUUUAAAAUGAAUAGAUUUCAUCCUGAGAAAAAUAACAUCAAACCUGUUUGGUACUUCGAUGAAAAUGGUUCUAAAGAUACCGAUAUGACACCAACACCUCAUUAUAAUUCCGUUGUGUUGCAAGACAUGACAAUGUUACGGACUAAUUUGGAAAAUGUAAAUAGUAUAAAAGAAUAUCUAAACUUGAGAAAUGGCAUAAUUUUGUUGAAAAUUUGGCUGGCACAGCGUCAACUGAAUGGGGGUUACGAUGGUUUCGGUAAUCAUGUCCUAACAAUGUUUGUUAUACAUUUAUUACGUACAAGAAAAAUUAGUACAAUUAUGAGUAGUUAUCAAAUAGCGCGCAAUGUAUGGAAUCAACUUGCUCAAUGUGAUUGGACUGAAAAUGGUAUAUCGAUGUGUCAGAAUGGUGAUAACCAAAAGCAAAUAUCUGAAUACCAUUUGUACUACGACUGCGUUUUCAUUGAUACAACUGGUUACCAUAAUUUAGCAGCAAAUAUAUCUAAGGAGACUUUUAGUUGGAUACGCGAGGAAGCGCAUUUAGCUUUAAAAUAUUUGGACAACUCAGUUUUAAACAGUUUCCAAAAUUUAUUUAUGAAAAAAGUGCCUUUUUAUAGAAUGUUUGAUCAUCUCAUAUGUUUCCAUGAUGAAAUUGCUUUGAGGAAAAUGGUCGAAGCAAAAUCAUCAAAAUCUUCCAAGCUUGAUUUUGGCACGAAUGAACGCGCGGAAAUCAUCAAAACAAUUGUGCCGAUUUUAAAAAAAGGUUUAGCAUCUAGAGUUUCAUAUAUUGGAGUUAUGCCUGGAGAAUCUAAAGAAUGGACCAUUAGGGAAAGAUUUCCUAAAGUAAUCGGACCUAUUUAUAUUGGCCUACAGUUAAAUCCAGAUUUCUGUUUCAAUGUUAUCGAUAAAGGACCCAAAGGAAAUUUGCCAGAGGCAAAAGAAUUUCGAGAUUUUUGGGAUGAUAAGUCCGAGCUACGCCGCUUUCAAGACGGUUCCAUAUGUGAAGCAGUAGUCUGGGAUGAAGGAAAAACUCUAGCUUCGAAAAGAAUCAUAUGCAAGAAGAUCGUGGCCUACUUGCUACAACGAAAACUCGAACUCUCAAAUGAUAACUUCGUUUACGUUGCUGAUCAAAUGGAGGAAUUCUUAACACUUAAAAAGACUAAAACAACAAAGUUUACAUACGGCACCGGAGAGGAAGCAGCGCUUGAAGUUAUUUUAGCAUUUAAUGAUUUAGAAAAGAAAUUAGCAUCGUUAACGGAUUUACCUCUGGCAAUAACUGGGGUGCAGGGAUCCAGCUCAGUGCUUCGAUAUACCAAAGUGUUUCCACCUCUCGCAACGGCACCUCGAGUUCAACCUGGAAUUACCGAAGAAAGUGAAAAUUGUCUUAUACUGAAAGAGCGUAUGUUGGAAAUAGUUCCUCGACUUGUUCAUUCAGUCGAGGGAACCAUACAAUUAUCUACCAGCGGAAAAUGGCCAGAUGAGCUGGAAGCUAUUCAAAAAAUGAAGGCUGCCUUUAAUAUUCAGAUUGGAGAGGGUCUUAGGAAACAGUAUCAAUUAAGAACACAUGCCAGUCUGCAGCAUCUUGACGUAAUGAAAGAAGGCUUUGUGUUUCGACUGAGGAUAGCGCAACAAAAAGAAAUAGCUUUAUUAAAACAAGAAAUUGGCGAAGACGGUGUAAUUAAGUAUAGAGAUAACGAGGAAUCAAUCGCCCUGGAAACAAAAUUAUUUAAUUUACCUAAAUUGAAUGGUGCUUUGCAUGGUUUACAUACGCAACAACCUUCAUUUGGAGCUGCAUGUUGCCUCUCAAAACGAUGGUUGGCAUCGCAAUUAAUAGACAAUUCCCAUAUGCCAGAUAUUGCGGUGGAAUUAAUUUUAGCGGCGAUAUAUCUUAGACCUGAACCAUACAGACCGCCACAAAUGCCUCAAAUUGCAUUUUUAAGAUUUCUGGAAUCAUGUGCUCGAAAUGAUUGGAGUACUGACCCCAUUAUUGUAAAUUUCAACGAUCUCCUGUCCAAGGAGGAGAUUCUGGAGAUCGAAAACCUUUUCGGUACAGCGCGUGAUACGCUGCCACCACUUUUCAUCGCUACACCUUAUGACUUAAAAAGAUCAUUGUGGACGAAGAAAGCGCCUACUCAAGUCAUACUUAACCGUAUCAACUGUUUAGCAAGAGAGGCUUUGAAACUCUUCGAAUUACAAUUGUUUAGUGGAGCGAUACUAGACUGUAAACCAUUAUUCAGACCUGCCUUGACAGAAUACGACUGUUUAAUAUACCUGGAGCCACUUUUAAUUCCCAGACGAUUCGAAGCAGUCGAUUUGCAUGAGAGUCAUCCAACUAUACUGUGGCAUCCUUUCAAACAACACUCUAAACAAAAAAUACCAGUACUUAAUUUUGAUCCAGUUCAGCUCUUUCUGCAGGAACUGAGAGCUAGUUAUGGCGAGUUCACUUUAUUCUUCCACGAUACGUACGGAGGAGAAGUAAUAGCAGUUUUAUUAAGGCCUGCUGCUUUAGAAAGUAUUGAGUUUAAAGUGCCUCAUGUGAAAUGCAGAAAACUCAACCCUAGUGGAAAACUAGUCCUGAACGUGGAGGCAAUGAUAGAAGACUUCUACAUCUUGGGGAGAGGACUCGUUAAGAAUGUCCAAGUACUUUCUAGAAAAGCGUAAUUGCAGAACGGCAUGUAUUGCAGACAUGCUUCCCUUAUGUAUACUUAUGUAACAUAGAUGUAAAAUCUCAUAUUAAAACAAUUUCUAUCAA